Messenger RNA from Ricinus communis (castor bean), 2108 nucleotides. Its product is annotated as probable receptor-like protein kinase At1g80640. The coding region runs from base 521 to 1861 and encodes 446 amino acids. Lineage: Eukaryota; Viridiplantae; Streptophyta; Magnoliopsida; Malpighiales; Euphorbiaceae. Gene Ontology annotation, biological process: protein phosphorylation. The transcript has 10 exons. Gene Ontology annotation, molecular function: ATP binding; protein kinase activity. The record is from RefSeq and is a predicted model, not a curated record.
AAAAACUACUGAUGAGAAGAAAGAAAGUAGCUGGCUUUCACAAUUCACAGCUUUUCAGUUUUUUAUUUCAAAAAGAAUUCUUUUUGAACAUUAACAGCUUCUUUAUUUCUUAUGCAACAUGAAAUUUCAAAAAACCAGGCCACAUGAUUGGUGUGCACUUGCCCCACUGUAAAUUAGCUUUCUCUUCUAUACUUCUAUAUUCCUCUUUUCUGUUCUCCUCUCUCUUUCCCUUUUGAAUUACAGACUUCAGAAAAAAAACAGUUAAAACCCUAGUCUUUCUUUAAACAAAGAAAAGCAUUAAAAAAAAGAAAAGAAAAGAAAGCGCAAGUAGUCAAGAAUUAGAAGAAGCUCCAAAACAAACAAACAAGUUUAAUGAUUCUUUAAAUCCAUAUUCUUGAUGGGUUUUUCAAGUUUUGAUCUUUCUCUGUCUUUUCUUGAACCCACAAAGCCAUAAGGCAGCAGGCAGGGUCCUAAACUAUCUCUAUCUUCAUGUGUUUUUUGAACUCAAAACAGACAAACAAUGGAGCUUCCUGUUAUUUUUCUUCUCUGCAUACCCACUUUGAUUUUUCAGUUCUCUUUAGUACAUUCCCUACAAGAGCACCCUUUUGUUUACUCGCCAGCUCCUUCUCCCAUUUCUCCAAUCUCUACUUCUAUGGCUGCCUUCUCUCCAGGAGUUCAAUUGCAACUCGGAAUGGAAGAUGAUCACCAUAAAAUGAAGUUGGACAAGAAAGUAGCUAUGUUGCUUAUUGUUGCUUGUGGCAUUCUUGCUCUAAUUCUCUUGGCUUGUUUAUUUGGUUGUGGCGUUUAUUAUUGGAAGUUCUCUCAAAGAAAGAAAAGUGCACAUUGCUCAGAUGCUGAGAAAGGGGUAUCAUCAACACCAUUCUUGGGUAAAUUUAAUUCAUUAAGGAUGGUUAGUAACAGGGGAUCUGUUUCAUUGAUUGACUAUAAGCUACUAGAGAAGGCCACCAAAAAUUUUGGAGAUGACUGCUUAUUGGGAAUUGGUGGAUUUGGACAUGUUUACAAAGCUGUACUGGAAGAUGAUAAGCAUGUCGCAGUGAAAAAACUAGACUGUUCGGGUGAUGAUGCACAUAGAGAAUUUGAGAAUGAGGUGGAUCUGUUAAGCAAAAUGCAUCAUCCAAAUAUAAUUUCUCUUGUGGGUUAUAGUGUUCAUGAAGAGAUGGGUUUUAUUGUUUAUGAAUUAAUGCGAAAUGGGUCCCUUGAAGAUCUAUUGCACGGCCCUUCGCGUGGAUCUUCAUUAAGUUGGCAUAUGCGGUUAAAAAUUGCUCUCGAUAUAGCAAGAGGAUUAGAAUAUCUUCAUGAAUUCUGUAAGCCAGCAGUGAUUCAUAGAGAUCUGAAAUCAUCUAAUAUACUUUUGGAUUCCAAUUACAAUGCCAAGCUAUCAGAUUUUGGUCUUGCUGUAGCCGAUAGCUCCCACAACAAGAACAAGCUCAAGCUCUCAGGCACCGUGGGUUAUGUAGCCCCAGAGUAUAUGUUGGAUGGUGAACUGACGGAAAAGAGUGAUGUCUAUGCUUUCGGAGUUGUGCUUUUGGAGCUUCUACUGGGAAGAAGGCCUGUGGAAAAACUGGCACCAGCUCAUUGCCAAUCAAUUGUAACAUGGGCCAUGCCUCAGCUCACUAACAGAGCCUCUCUUCCAAACAUUGUGGAUCCUGUGGUAAAAGAUACCGUUGAUGAAAAAUACUUAUUCCAGGUUGCUGCAGUGGCUGUGUUGUGUGUUCAACCAGAACCGACAUACCGUCCUCUGAUAACGGAUGUUGUGCACUCUCUCAUUCCGCUUAUUCCUCUUGAGCUUGGAGGAACGCUAAGACUUGCAACACCGGCUGUAGGUGGCCAGAGUGGCUAAACAUCAAAAACAGGGUUCUUGCUCUGAUGCAACUUUUUUCAGGUUUUGGUUAGAUUAUCCAAAGAUUCAUACAAGUGGACUUGCUGAUGUGCAUAUUGAUGUUCUUGCCUUGUCAAAUAUAGCAUCCGCCGUUUGGGUUGAGGUUAAAAAUUGGUUACCCAGAUGGACUGAAGGAUAUUGGAAUUCUGUCCACAAUUGUAAAUUGAAGUAAUUUUAGAUAAUUAAUCAAUAUAGCAUUAUCAAUUGA